Penicillium maclennaniae is the source of this 975-nucleotide messenger RNA. RefSeq names its product ceramidase. Gene Ontology annotation, cellular component: endoplasmic reticulum membrane. Lineage: Eukaryota; Fungi; Ascomycota; Eurotiomycetes; Eurotiales; Aspergillaceae. Gene Ontology annotation, biological process: ceramide biosynthetic process; ceramide catabolic process. The coding region runs from base 1 to 975 and encodes 324 amino acids. The record is from RefSeq and is a predicted model, not a curated record. The transcript has 4 exons.
AUGUGGUCGAUUCCCUUCAUCCCGUAUCCGCCUGCCAAGGCUGGAUUCUGGAGCCCCGUCACUUCUACCCUCAACUGGUGUGAAGAGGAUUACUAUGCGACACCCUACGCCGCCGAGAUCGUUAACACCCUGACGAAUCUCAUGUUUAUGUGGCUGGGUAUCAAGGGUAUUAUCAGCUGUCGCCGCAAUGGACAUGAUCAGAUCUUCCUGGUUGCUCUUUUGGGAUACUUGCUCGUCGGCACCGGCAGCUUCCUGUUCCACUCCACCCUGAAAUAUCCCAUGCAGCUGGUCGAUGAGCUUUCUAUGAUCUAUACCACCUGUCUUAUGUGCUAUGCCUCGUUCUCCUACCAGCGCCCAACAAGUGUCCGUCUAGUCCUGGCAAUCUCGCUCACCAGUCUGUCGGUCUUUAUCACUCUUUAUUACCAUUAUCUCCAGGACCCCGUCUUCCACCAGAAUGCAUACGCACUCCUGACCUUUGUGGUGGUCAUUCGCAGCAUGCAUACCAUGGAGACGACUCUACGGCCCAGGUGGCGCAAGUCCCGCGAAGAGGACCGCCUCGAACGCCAGAGAAAGGGUGAAAAGGUACCCACCAAAGAGCGCCAACACUACGAGAAUGUGCGCGACACAAAGACCCUUAAGACCAUGUGGUUCAUGGUCACCUACGGACUGAGCAUGUUCCUCGGCGGUUUCCUGAUAUGGAACCUCGACAACCAGUUCUGUUCUCAGAUCCGCCACUUGCGCCGAACCGUUGGCCUGCCAUGGGGGAUAUUCCUUGAAGGACACGGUUGGUGGCACAUCAUGACUGGCAUCGGUGCAUACUUGUACAUCGUAUGGGGAAUUUGGCUUCGUCACUGCCUGAACAAUCGCCAGGAGGAGUACCAUCUGCGCUGGGCGCACUUCUGGCACAUCCCCGAGGUGAUCCGUACCACCCCACCGACCGAAAAUGGAGUGGCCCGAGACAAGAAGUCCACCUAG